GGGCCGACUAUAUAUAAAAACACAUUCAUUAAAAAUAUUUAUAAGCGUAUAAAUGCCACUGUUCCUGUUCUCAACUCUUUUAGUAAUAAAUUAGGAGCGGCUUAAAAGAAGAAAAAUGCACUAUCAAGAACAGAUGGAGUCUCUUAUGCUGGGAGAAGAACGCAGACGCGGAAACUACGUCAGAGACGCUGACGCUGACGCUGACGCAGAUGAAGGUGCUAACUCUCAGUCUUCUUUUCCAAACUCUCCUGAUGAUUCGGACCGUCGAAGCUCUUCUUCUUCUUCCUCAAGGAGAGGAUUAUCGAAAUAUUACAAAGGUAAAUCACAGUCUUUCACAUCGUUGGCCGAAGCGCUAACCGUGGAAGAUCUCGCGAAGCCGGAGAAUCCAUUCAACGCAAAGCUUAAGCAGCGAAGAGAAAGCCCUCACUGUCGUAGAUUAUCCGGAUGUGGCGGCGCAUCGGAGCGAAAUCUAAGUGGUCACGACGUUUUUCUUGACAGGCCGCCGCGACUUUCCGGUAACAGACCGCCUCUUAGAGCCCAGACGCUCUCGGCGGCUCAUAUUUCGGCUUUGCUCACUCGAACCUAAACCGGGUUUCGUUUUGGGACGAUGAUGUGUUUCAAGCUCUUUUUGCUUUCUAAUUUUUGUAUAAGUUUACUUUAAAAAAGUGUUCGACUCUUUCGAUAAUUUUGUAAUUUUUCCAGUUUAAAUAGUAUGCACUUAACAGAGUAAAUAAAUAUAAGUAACUGACCAGUUUUCUUA
Molecule: messenger RNA, 760 nt
Organism: Capsella rubella
Lineage: Eukaryota; Viridiplantae; Streptophyta; Magnoliopsida; Brassicales; Brassicaceae
Exons: 2
Coding region: 116-586 (156 amino acids)
Source: RefSeq, a predicted model, not a curated record